Molecule: messenger RNA, 792 nt
Organism: Closterium sp. Naga37s-1
Lineage: Eukaryota; Viridiplantae; Streptophyta; Zygnematophyceae; Desmidiales; Closteriaceae
Source: the annotation of a GenBank genome assembly
AUGUUUGACGAUCCAACGGUCGAGAUUCAGAAUCUUUCGGCGCUCGUCUCACAAGACCUCUCCGCGCUUGAAGCCGCGAUUUCCGGCCUACAAGCGUUUUGCGCAGCGCAGGCGGGACCGGCGGCGGGAAACGCGGCGAGCUCGGCGGGAACGGAUGCUGCGACUCGGCAGCGCAUCGACCUGGGAAUGGCGGUGGUGGAGAGCCUGCGAGAGCGACUCGCGAAGGCAGGGGAGGAGUUUAAAGACGUCCUCGCGUCGCGAUCAGAGGCCCUGAAAGUGAGCGAGAAUCGGCGGCAGCUCUUCUCCGCUACAGCCGCCACGGGCCAGAGCGCUACAGCCUGGCACAGCAAGCGCCCCGUGGUAGGAGCCGGCACCGCGCUCCUUCCCACCACCUCCUCCUCCUCCCUCUCCUCCCUCUCCCUCGCCUCCUCCCCCUCCGGCUCCCCCUCAUCCUCCCCCUCCUCCACCCUCCCGGUCUACAACCCGUUCGGGCGAGCCACCCCCGCAGCCACCACCGGCAACAGCCACACCGGUUACAAUCCGAGCAAGAGCAACGUUAACGGUAACGGUAACAGCUUGUUACCGACGUACUGCACGUCUGCUUCGGGCAGCAGCGUUCAGCAGGCAGCGGUUGCGAGUGAGCAGCACGCGGUGGUGCUACAGCAGGUGGAGAGCAGUAUGGGCGAGCUGACUGCUGUGUUCCGGGACCUGGCGAAUACGGUGGCGCAGCAAGGGGGCGCGCAGGGCGCGCAUGUGAAGGGGGAAGGCGCUGCUGACCUGGCCAUCUGGUGA